Messenger RNA from Pangasianodon hypophthalmus (striped catfish), 1393 nucleotides. Its product is annotated as endonuclease domain-containing 1 protein-like. The transcript has 2 exons. Lineage: Eukaryota; Metazoa; Chordata; Actinopteri; Siluriformes; Pangasiidae. Gene Ontology annotation, molecular function: hydrolase activity; metal ion binding; nucleic acid binding. The record is from RefSeq and is a predicted model, not a curated record. Bases 139 to 1107 code for a protein of 322 amino acids.
UUCUGCUCUCCAUCACCUCACACACUCCUCACACACUCACCUCACACACACAUAACACACACCUCAUACACACACCUCAUACACUCCUCACAUUCUCCUCACACACACUCCUCACACACUGCUCCACUGUGUCUCAGGAUGAAGUUCCUCACUCUGGUGCUCCUGCUCUUUUCUUUCUCUUCACUGGCCCUGACAGAGGUUGUGAAGGACUUUGACAGGUCUAAGUGUUCCGAGUUCUUCAUCCCAAGCCCAAAUAAAAAAACCGCCAUCACCCCGACAAUUUUCAAGGGGUAUCAGUUUAAGCAGAUUUGUCAACACUGGAACAACAGAUACAGAUUUGCAACACUCUAUGACACAGAGCGGAGGAUCCCUGUCUACUCAGCCUACACCUUCUCUGGUCACAGAGAGAUCGUGAAUCUGUCUCUUUCCGAAAGCAUCCGAAAUGAAGAGUGGAAAAAUGAACCUCAACUGGAAAACAGUAGGAACGGUCCAGACAUGAAGAAGAUCUCCGAUGCUGAGAUGGACGAGUGUUUUCACCAGGCUGUGGACAGAGACUAUAAAGAGAGCAGCAAAUAUACUAAUAUUGCUUAUACUAGAGGUCACGUGUUUCCACGUCAGUAUGCUGCUGAUGAGGAUCAGGCAGAUUCCACCUUCACGUUUACUAAUGUAGCACCACAAACACAACAUAGCAAUGGGAAAUGGGCAGAACAAGUAGAGACACCGAUGAUGAGAGAGAUAGAGACCAAGUGCAGGCCAAAUCGAUCAAAACCAGCUUAUAUAGUGACUGGAGUUGUCCCAGGGAAUAAAUGGAUAGCCAUAACAAAAAAAGGAAAAAAUAAACCUAAAAUAUUUGACCAAGGUGUUAACAUUCCCAGUUAUUACUGGACUGCUUUCUGUUGUAACAUCAAUAAGAACGAAAGAUUUUCAAAAGCCUACCUCGCUCGGCAAAAUGAACCAAAUGACAAGACUUAUGAAUUAAGUGAGAUGAGUGUUAAUAUGCUGAACGCACACCUCACUAGAUUGUAUAAACAAGAUUUCAGCGUUUUUGGUGGUUUGUGUUUGACUUCACACCGUCCGAGUUCAUUCCCUCUAACCAGAAUUCUAUAGUUAGACCUUAAACUGCUUCAUUCACUUACUUCUUCAAAAAGCAAAAGCACUGAGGAUUUUUAAUGAAGCAGAGAUGAUUUAGUGUGCUUUAUCUCGCUUGCAGAAACACUUUUAACAUGCUUUGCGCUUUAGGGAUCGUAUAACUCUUUAAUGAUGAGAGAUGUAAGGAAUAAAACACUGCAUGUGUGGUGGUGUUGUAGUAAAAUAAUCAACGACAGGGUGGUGUGAUGAAGUGGAGUUACUGCUACACACUGAUACUAUUUUCUUAUAACAGCAAGUGUUUUAU